Molecule: messenger RNA, 2238 nt
Organism: Pogona vitticeps (central bearded dragon)
Lineage: Eukaryota; Metazoa; Chordata; Lepidosauria; Squamata; Agamidae
Product: long-chain fatty acid transport protein 2
Biological process (GO): long-chain fatty acid metabolic process; bile acid metabolic process; long-chain fatty acid import into cell
Cellular component (GO): endoplasmic reticulum membrane; plasma membrane
Molecular function (GO): long-chain fatty acid-CoA ligase activity; long-chain fatty acid transmembrane transporter activity
Source: RefSeq, a predicted model, not a curated record
AACAGCGUUCAGGGACUGUCUCUAGCCAGUUAAUAUUUAUUGACGCGAUUUCCUCAAAUCAAUCUGCAGGGACAAAGGGACAAGAAAAGAGGAAUUGCUUUUCAUUUAUUGCCUUUUUGUCUUCCACAUAAGAAGGCUUUUGGUGUUCUUUUAGAUUGCUGUGCUUGUUGCUUCCAGAGCACUGGGUUUGACUCUAGAAGCCAGCCAUGGUGGCCCUGUGCACAAUCGUGCUGGGGCUCCUGAUGCUUCUGCCCCUCUUGGGGAGUAUUUUCUUCCCCUACCUUUGGCAAGACCUGGUCUUCCUCUUCACCUUGAUGCGUAUAGGAUAUAAAUGCCACCAAUAUGCCCAACACGACCCUCCUUUGACGUUACUGGAUGUCUUCCUCAACAAAGUCCAGAAGUACCCAGAGAAACCUUUGAUUCUCUUUGGAGAAGAAGUCUAUACUUUUCGAGAGAUCGACCGGCGCAGCAGCCAGGUGGCUAGAGUGUUCCAGGACCCUGUAGGGCUGAAAGAAGGGGACACGGUGGCAGUCUUCCUGAAAAACACCCCAGCCUAUGUGUGGGUCUGGAUGGGCUUGUUAAAGAUUGGCUGCGUCAUGGCGUGCAUCAACUAUAACAUCCGAUCCAAGUCUCUCUUACAUGUGCUCAGCUCCUGUGAAGCCAAAGUGCUACUAACAACUCCAGAGUUUCAAGCUGCCAUUGAAGAUGUCCUCCCUGCUCUAAAGAAUGAAGGAAUACGUGUUUUUUAUCUCAGCAACGAGUCCCCAACUGAAGAUGCAGAAGCCUUGCUGGGAAGGAUUAAAUCCAGCUCAGCUGAACCACUGCCUGCUUCCCUCAGAGCCAACGUCACCCUUAAAUCAACAUGCCUGUAUAUUUUCACCUCUGGCACCACAGGCCUACCAAAACCUGCUGUCAUCAGCCAAAGAAAGAUGUUAUUAUUAUCCAAUAUUUUCCUCUUCUGCGGGAUCCAUGCCGAAGACAUCUUUUAUACCCCACUCCCACUGUACCAUUCAGCUGCGCUUACUGGGCUUGCAGGAUGCAUAGACAUGGGAACUACUUGUGUUUUGACCCCUAAGUUCUCUGUGACCACAUACUGGGAUGUCUGCCGACGGUACCGCAUCUCUGUGAUUCAGUAUAUAGGAGAAAUUAUGCGCUACCUAUGUAAUACACCAAAGAAGGACAAUGACCGUGACCACUUUGUGCGAAUGGCAAUUGGCAAUGGCAUGAAAGUGGAGGUCUGGAAGGAGUUUCUGCACCGUUUUGGACCCAUCCAAAUCAUUGAGAUGUAUGGAUCUACAGAGGGGAAUAAUGGGUUCAUUAACUACACUGGGAAAGUGGGCGCUGUGGGAAGGACCAACUUCAUCUACAAGAAAAUGACACAGUUUGAGCUUAUUCAGUAUGACAUUGAGAAGGAUGAGCCUGUGAGGAACAAGAAAGGACUUUGCAUUCCAGUGUCAACAGGUGAGGCUGGUUUAACGGUGAUCAAGAUUACUGAGAGUUCCCCUUUUGAAGGCUACAUGGGUGACCGGCAGAAGACUGAGAAGAAGAUUCUCCGGGAUGUCCUAAAGAAAGGGGACUCCUACUUCAAUACGGGUGACCUUCUCAUGCAAGACCAUGAAGGCUUUUUAUAUUUCCAUGAUCGGGUGGGAGACACUUUCCGCUGGAAAGGAGAAAAUGUGGCAACGACUGAAGUCGAGACGAUCCUGGCAACUCUUGAUUUCAUUUGGGAAGUAAAUGUAUAUGGUGUACCGGUGCCAGGGCAUGAAGGAAAGAUUGGGAUGGCUGCAGUACGGCUGAAGGAGGGGUUCCUCUUUGAUGGAAAGAAACUAUAUGUACAUGCAAAAGAGUAUCUGCCAAACUAUGCCAUACCUCGGUUCGUUCGUAUGCGGGAUGUCCUGGAAAUCACAGGAACCUUCAAACAGAUCAAAGGUCAACUGGUGCAGGAAGGAUUCGACCCUGCUGUCAUCAAUGACCCCCUCUAUUUUCUAGAUGAGUCAGAAAAAUCUUACGUGCCCAUGACUCAGCAGAUCUUCAACUCCAUUGCAGAGGAGAAGCUGAAACUGUGAAAGGGGCUACCAAGGAUAUCAUUCAACGCUCUUACAGCCUCCUCUAAUUUUUCUUAAAAUAGAAUAAUUCAGACAGGGGUGAGUUAGUGAGAAAAAGCACAAACCACAUGUUGUUUAGUCGUGUCUGACUCUUUGUGACCCCAUGGACCAGAGCACAUCAGGCCAUCCUAUC